UCCGGCACACAGUUAUCCUGGCAAGGCAGGCAGGCAGCACCAACCAGCAGCAAGUCCAGACUUCCAGGCCCAAGCCAGCGUUCACCACCGUCGGAGGAUGACGAAAAAAGAAAACAAGGGUGUGACCGAGCGUGCGAGCAACCGACCCGACACGGGCCGUACGGUGAACCGUUUUUUCUCGUGAAACUCCCUAGCCCAGGGUGCAUUACUGCGGGAACUAGUCGAGGAUAUCGUACUACGCGCUUGCCUCGCCUGACAGGAACUUUGGAACGUUUCGCCAAAAGUAAUCCAGGGGUUGGUCCGAUUCGUCCCAAAGCCUGUAGCUAGAAGAAAACUAGGGCAUCGGUGUGGUGUGUACCGUGAAGUUUUUUUUUUCUUGCGUAGGCGUGCGUACCAAGUUGGUGGACGACUCUUCGGGCCUGUAACGGCACAACAUCAUUCACCGACAAGAAGUGCGGCACGAAACAACGGUGUCGAAGUGAAGUGCAAAAACGGUACGGAAAAUUGUGUUUUUCGUGAAAAACAGGGAGUUGGUGAGUGUGGGAAAUCCCAAAAGACCAAAAAAAAAGGACGCACUCGCACGUCUUCUGUCACACAGACGCGCACGGGUGCGCACAACAAAGAGCCUGGGUGCGUGUGCGCGCGUAUGUACGUACUCGUUGCUACGUUGUAUGUGUGGUUUUACGUGCGUGUGCCGAGUUUGAUUCAGAUUUAGCGUUUUUCUGCUCCUCUCAAACCCCCAACCUCCGUGCUGGAUGUGCUGAUUCAUCCCUGUCAACGAUGACGGGUGCGAGUGGUUAGUGCCAAAAAGACGGUGUGUGUGUGUGUGCGCGUGAUUGGCCACACGGCAGUGUACGAUGCAGUCUACGGGUGUUGGUGACGUUGGGUGGCAUUACACGCAAUGCUAGUGCUGUGCGAACUAGGACGCACUCGAGAAGCCCUGCGACGUGGGCUACAAAGCGUACGGAAGAAGUCUGGAGGACCUCCGACGGUGAGGAGGCAACGUGUUGUGUUACGGGACGCGGGUUGGUAAAGGACCCGGCAGAACGGACCACCGUCGGCGAUAGUGAUAUCCGGAGAUUCUUCUCCCAUACCAGCGGGAGGGGUUGCCACUUCUUAUCCGGAAGAGAAGGGUGUGUGUGUGUGUGUGUAAGCCGAAAGGCCGAACGUAUCAGUCGUUGCCAGUUCGGCGAAAACUUCGGCGGCAAUUUAAAGUGAUGUGUAAGUGGCCGAGCAGACAACAGUGAACAUAGGUGCGCCUGGUGGGCGAAGAAGUCCUCGGCGAUAGCUUGGCGAGGCAGUGUCGUUUCCCUGUGAGUCAUCGCACACCGUGUCUUGGUGGGUGAUUGGUCUGUAAGUGUAGCAAACAAUCCUGUUCUAGUGAGUGAGUCCUGUGCGGUCUCCAACCAUCAGUCCAUCAGGCACCAUUCAAACGAGACACCUUCAACCGGCUCACCGGGCAGCCAUUGACGGGCCAGCGCUCUCGCCAACCGUGACACGAAGCGUUACCACUGCGUUACUACGCAUCCUUCCGCAGCAUCCUUAUCGUACGGCGGUGGCGGGCGCGCGACGGUAAGCAACCAUGGGCUAUCCGGGGACAACCGAGGACGACGAUCAAUAUCGGGUGCCGCUGAUAGCGAAGUUGCUGCACGCCCUGCCACACUACAACAUCACCUUCCAUCGCAUCAACAACACAUUUCGCCCAUCAAAUGACGUCUAUCUGGAGAGUCUCGGUAUCUUGGGUUCGAUACCGGCCGCCCUGCUGAUUGUGUCGUUGUUUGGCUUGCUGCUCUAUCUCUUGACACGCUGCUGCGACAGAAAGCCACGACCUGCCCACUCAAUCACCAGUCUGAAGGUAACGCUCUCGAUCGUGACUGUGCUGUGCUGUGCGGCGAUCGGGCUCGGCCUGUACGGUAACGAUGACCUGCACAAUGGACUGCUCGAAGUGCUGCAGGCUGGCCGGAAGGUGGACGGUGUCGUCUCCUCCGUACGCAACCAAACAUUCAUCCUGGAGAAUACGCUGACGAUGAAGAUUCAGCAGCAGCUUACCGAGCUGGAAGACAUCUUUGACCAGAAAACGAACAAUCAAACAGCACUGGCACAGCUACAGCAGGCCCUACUCACGGCCAAGGGCAACAUUACGAUUGCGAAGAAUGCAGCGAACGACAUACGACGCCCACUAGUCGGUUUGACCAUAACAGACUUCCUGACGAAAGGAGAUCAGUGGGAGUUGAUCCGCUGGCCGGGAACGGUCGCCAUAUUGGCACUGUUACUCGUACUGUGUGCGGUACUGUUGGUCGGUGUUGCCCGUCACUCUCGCUGUGCCCUCAUACUGUUUAGCGUGUGUGGUUUGCUGGCCGUGACCGGGUCCUGGCUCAUGUCCGGUCUCUACCUUUCGACCUCGGUUGCCGUCGGUGACCUGUGCAACGAUCCGGCCGAUUUCCUGGUCCAUCAAGCACCGCACGAACUGCCAGCGGACAUACUGCUGUACUACACCCAGUGUGACAUCUCCCGCUCGAACCCGUUCACGCAGCGACUGCGAGAGUCGCAAAAUGCGAUCAAUAAUGCGCGUAACGCGAUGAGCAUCGUCUCGAAGAUUUCGCCGGUUCUGUUCAAGAACGCAGGACUAGCGCCGAAGCUCGGUUCGGUAAAUGCCGAUAUAAAGCUGUGCGAGCGGCUACUGACUGGGUUGACAGCGCUGGUUGACUGCCGUGCCGUACACUACAGCUACCUCGUAGCGACCCGCGGACUCUGCGAGUGUGGACUGCUCGGGUUGGUGUUGAUGCUGAUCGCCAGCUUCAUGGCGGCCAUCUUGCUCACCAUCAUGGUUUGGGUCGAUUCCCAUACCUGGAUCUACAUUCGCAAGAGUCCGCCGGUGAUCAGUGGUUCGCACACGAUUGCACAUCCGGGCCGCAACGCCAAGCACGACAUGAGCCAGGUGCAGCAGGCCCAGCAGCAGCUGCAUCACCAGCAGGCCCACGCCCAGGCACAGCAGGCACAGGCACAGGCCCAGGCCCAUAUGAUGCAUCACCAUCAGGCGAUGAUGCGGGCCGGCGGUACGCAUACGCUCGGUCGGCUACCGUCGCACAGCAGCCCGACGCAUCUGCACGGACCGAACAACGGCAAGUACGCGACCCUCAGUAAGCACUGCAAGACGCUCGACGCGAAUGACUUCUACUGAAGUUACGCCGCCUGUAACGAUAGAAAGUUCCAUCCACCCGCCAUACAUCAGCAACCGCACUAUCACACGCACAGCCACCAACAGCAACCGCAGCAGGUGCAGCAACAGCAGCUGCAGAUGCAGCAGCUGCAGCAACAGCGUGCGAUGCUAGAUCCCGCGACGGCGGCAGCCGCAGCCGCCCAUCAUCUACACCUUCACCAGCAGCAGCAGCAUGCCGCUGGCGGACCCGGUCACGUUCAUCCCGCCCAGACGAUGACCAUCAACCGGAAGCUGCACGGUACUGGUGGUGUCCCCGGUGGCCAUCCACUACCGCCCGUGUACGGCGAUGACAAUCCGCCUCCACUACCACCGUUGCGCAAUCCGCAGAAGGCACUGCCACAGCCGGUGUCAACGGUGGCAGGCAGCGAUCCGACCACCACCGAUGCUGCCGGUUCGGACAAGCAGAUCUACAUCUACUCCACUGCCAAGUACGGCAAGUACGAUCCGAACGGUAAGUCACAUCUGCACCAGCAGCAGCAACUUCAACAGCAGCAGUCACAUCCAGCCUCCGGGAAACCUCCGGGAGAAGCGGGACCGGACAAGGCUGUUGGUGGUGCCGGUGCGAAGAAUCCCAACACCACCACUUUUAGCUCGACGCCCGGGUUUAACAGCAAACCACUGCCGUCGAUCAUCAACUGUCCACUGCCGGAUAUACCG
Messenger RNA from Anopheles stephensi (Asian malaria mosquito), 3877 nucleotides. Its product is annotated as protein tweety-like. Gene Ontology annotation, cellular component: plasma membrane. The record is from RefSeq and is a predicted model, not a curated record. Bases 1583 to 3181 code for a protein of 532 amino acids. Gene Ontology annotation, molecular function: volume-sensitive chloride channel activity; intracellularly calcium-gated chloride channel activity. Lineage: Eukaryota; Metazoa; Arthropoda; Insecta; Diptera; Culicidae. The transcript is spliced from 5 exons.